CUCCUCAACUCUCGUCAUCGUUCAUCAUGGCCUCGACACUCCUUCGCCGCCAGCUGCCACGCAUUUCACAUCUGGCCCCACGACGCUGUAUUUCAACAUCUUCCUCUCUGUACCAGCAAACUGAGUCCAGGGGAGCAUACACACCAGAGGGCAAACAUGUUUUCGACACGCACACUGUAGAGGAUCUACAUGGGAUGGCUGCGAAGGAUAUUCUUGCAGAGACUGGUUCGAGAAAAGAGAGCCAAAUGAGGCAUUUCACAGUCAAUUUCGGUCCCCAGCACCCCGCUGCACACGGUGUGCUCCGGCUAAUUCUUGAACUCAAUGGAGAGGAGAUUCUCCGUGCCGACCCCCAUAUUGGACUCCUGCACAGAGGAACUGAGAAGUUGAUUGAAUACAAGACAUACAUGCAGGCUUUGCCGUACUUUGACCGUCUGGAUUACGUGUCCAUGAUGACGAACGAGCUGUGCUACUCGCUGGCUGUCGAAAAGUUGCUCAACAUCGAGGUACCUGAGCGUGCCAAAUGGGUUCGCACUCUAUUUGGCGAGAUCACUCGUAUCCUCAAUCACUUGAUGGCCGUGCUCACACAUGCUAUGGACGUCGGUGCCUUGACGCCAUUCCUGUGGGGUUUCGAAGAGCGCGAAAAACUCAUGGAGUUCUAUGAGCGCGUCUCCGGUGCGCGUCUGCACGCUGCGUACGUGCGCCCAGGCGGUGUCGCCUUCGACCUCCCUCACGGCCUCCUCAACGAUAUAUUUCAAUGGGCGACACAGUUUAGCAGUCGCGUCGACGAGAUCGAGGAGGUUAUUACCGGUAACCGUAUUUGGAAACAGAGGACGAUCGGGGUAGGGAAAGUCACUGCUCAGGAGGCCCUUGAUUAUAGUUUCUCGGGAGUCAUGCUCCGAGGGAGUGGAGUCAAGUGGGACCUAAGGAAAGUCGCGCCGUACGAUAAGUAUGACGAGGUUGAGUUCGAUAUUCCUGUGGGGAAAAAUGGUGAUUGCUAUGACCGUUACCUUUGCCGUGUUCAGGAAAUGCGUGAGUCGUUACGGAUCAUUGACCAGUGCUUGAACAAAAUCACUACCGGCCCUGUCAAGGUUGAUGACCAUAAAUUGGUCCCACCUCCUCGUGCAUCGAUGAAGGAGAGCAUGGAGUCUCUCAUCCACCAUUUCAAGAUCUUCAGUGAAGGAUACUCUGUCCCACCGGGUGAAACGUACUCUGCUAUUGAGGCGCCUAAGGGGGAGAUGGGUGUUUACCUUGUUUCGGACGGCACCAACCGCCCAUAUCGAUGCAAGAUCCGCGCACCUGGCUUCGCGCACCUGGCUGGAGCUGACUUCAUGAUGAGACGUCAUUUUAUUGCAGAUGUUGUCGCCAUCAUCGGCACGAUGGAUCUUGUAUUUGGCGAGGUGGAUCGGUAGAUUUAAAUCGAGUUUCCCUGAAACUAUGAUUUACGGUUCAUUAAUACACGAUCGUCGCCCAAGACGCAACCCAUUCUUAUACGAGAAAUUUCGCUCCCCGUUCGCCUUUGAUUUUGUUUGUCAACCGAUUCUUACACUGUGAUGAGAGGGUCUGCGUCCUUGUCGCUAACGUGGAAGCUGAUCUCCUUGGCCAAAGCCCAACCCUCCC
This is a messenger RNA of Heterobasidion irregulare TC 32-1, 1617 nucleotides long. RefSeq lists its product as uncharacterized. NCBI's taxonomy places the organism in Eukaryota, Fungi, Basidiomycota, Agaricomycetes, Russulales, Bondarzewiaceae. The coding region runs from base 27 to 1409 and encodes 460 amino acids. Gene Ontology annotation, molecular function: NAD binding; quinone binding; NADH dehydrogenase (ubiquinone) activity. The record is from RefSeq and is a predicted model, not a curated record. The transcript has 12 exons. Gene Ontology annotation, biological process: mitochondrial electron transport, NADH to ubiquinone.